AUGGUCAUAUUUUCCAAAAUCCUGCUGCUGGCAGCUUGUUCAACAUGUGUUGUUGGUGGGCCGGUCCCAAGGAACCACCAGAGGCGCCAGUUUACUGGAUACUUCAACACUUCCUCAAUAAUUUCUUCAACGUCUGAAAAGGUAGUCGCACAACUAGACACUGCUCUAGUAGUAGAACCUAUUCAGCCAACAGUAUUCACAUCGAUAGCGCCGGGUAUCACGUUUGUGAAUCCUGAUGGCGAGCCACUGGCGACACAAGAUCCAGAAACUGUCCUAUCGACAUCUUUCAUCACACCUACACAAAAGCCGACAACAGAGAAGUCAUACAGUGUGAUACCCACGUCCACCACUACGCCGGGCCUGAAACAAGCACCAGUCGAGAGCAGUCCAACACCCACUCUCUCUUCCGAUGCCUUAUCAGCACUGUCAAGCUCUGUCAAGGCUGCUGAAAACAGUACAGCU
Messenger RNA from Bipolaris oryzae ATCC 44560, 462 nucleotides. RefSeq lists its product as uncharacterized. NCBI's taxonomy places the organism in Eukaryota, Fungi, Ascomycota, Dothideomycetes, Pleosporales, Pleosporaceae. The transcript is spliced from 2 exons. The annotation marks the transcript as partial. The record is from RefSeq and is a predicted model, not a curated record.